GUGCGGACCUUCUUGUUACUUCCUAGGCUGUAGCGUCUGGCCCCGCCUUUACCGACCCAGUCUUAUGUAUGCUCUAUGGUGCGUAAUGUUAUCCGAACAGUAAUGGACGAACAAGGAAGAACUGUCGAUAAUAUUAUUAAUUUGCAAGAAUCAACCAGGGAAAAACUGAAAAAGUUUGAUCAUUUAAGAGGUAGAGAUGUGCGAACUGGAGAAUUUUGGGAUCUUGUCGUUAUCACAGCGGCUGAUGAAGAGCAAAAAGAAGCAUACGAGCUUCAGAUUUCGGAGAAACAUAGGAGGAAUGAACUGCCGUUGGGCAUUCCUUAUCAUGUAUUUGCAGAUCCUCCGGGACCUAAAAUAGGCAAUGGAGGAUCUACGCUGUAUUCCUUGAAACGUUUAGAAGAGAAAUACGGACAGAAGUUACGUGGAUUCAAAGUCAUUAUGAUUCAUGCAGGAGGAUACAGUCAGCGGCUACCAAACGCCAGUGCUCUUGGGAAGAUUUUCACUGCACUUCCUGUUGGCAACCCAAUAUACCAGAUGCUGGAGCUCAAACUGGCCAUGUACAUCGACUUCCCAUUGCAUAUGAAGCCAGGUGUCCUGGUGACUUGCGCUGACGACAUUGAGCUUUACAGUAUCAGCAACACAGAACACAUUGUAUUUGACAAGCCUGGUUUCACUGCUCUUGCCCACCCUUCCCCCAUCUCUGUUGGUACAACUCAUGGGGUGUUUGUUUUGGAGCCAGAGGAAGAAUCCCAAGUCUGUGAGAUUGAGUACCGCUCCUGCAACUGUUUUCUGCACAAACCAAGCAUCAGCAAUAUGCAUGAAAGAGGUGCAGUGUGUAAGGGUUCUUCUGUGGGAAAUUCUGAAUUUGUCUACACUGACAGCACAUACUAUUUUGACUGUGCCACAGGGACAGAAUUGCUUAAUUUGCUGAAAGACAUUGGGCCUCUUAGUUGUGAGAUUGAUGCGUAUGGGGACUUUCUGCAAGCAUUAGGCCCUGGGGCCACUUCAUCAUACACUAAAAACACUAUGAAUGUUACAAAGGAGGAAAGCAGCCUUGUGGAAGUUCGACAGAAGAUAUUCAGCUGGCUCAAAGGAACACCUCUCAACGUCAUUCUUCUCAAUAACUCGAAAUUCUAUCACGUGGGAACCACUCAGGAAUACCUCUUUCAUUUCACCGAAGAUCAAGAUCUCAGGGCUGAACUUGGUUUAAUUCCAGAUGCUUUUAGCAUCUGUCCAUGUGAGGCAUCGGGAAAAGCAGAAGUGUGUGUCAUGCACAGCAUCCUGCACCCUAGUUGUACCGUAGGGCCCGGGACAGUUAUUGAGUAUUCGAGGAUCGGCAGCCGCGUGACUAUAGGCCGGCGCUCCAUAAUUAGUAGUUGCUGGAUAGACGAUGGCCAGUGUUUACCCUCUGGUGUCUUCAUGCACUCGCUCAGUGUGAAUGUGGAUGGCACGACCGGCUUUGUGACCGUAAUGCUUGGAAUAGAGGACAACCUUAAGCGAAGUGUAACAUCCCUCUCAGACUUGAACAAACUGCAGCUCUUCGGAACCAGCCUGGUCAAAUGUCUGGACCGGUGGGGCUUGGGUGCUGAAAGCCUGAAGUUCACUGAUGUCAGUUCCAGCCUCAGUUUAUGGAAUGCCAGACUAUUCCCAUUGUGCUCUGACCAAAGAAGUUCAUUCACAAUUUCACUAGAGAUGAUGUCCUCUGUGUACAACACUUCCAGUUUCAAAUGUCCCAAAGACCUCAAAUUUCUGUCUCUGCAAGAGAUAUUACAGUGUAAGAAUUUGGAGGAGAUGCUAAAAUUUCGGAACAAGCUGUUCGAUGAUAUAUGUCAGAAAAAAUCAGGAUGCAAUUAAAUGCGCUUGUCUUCACUUAAAAAUCAUGUAAAAAUGGUCAAAGGUAUUUGUUCAGGUGAAUCGUUUUGAAACAGUUAUAUAUCUGAUCAGUUUUUGUUAUGAUUUUUAAUUAACUGAUUUCUGGAUAUUUGAAGUUGCUCAAUCAAGUGGAGGGGUGCAAGAUAUUUUAUGUGAGAGGCACAAUAAGCUGAAAGAGCUUCAAUGUAUCUUGGACAUGGGCGUCUUGUUUCAGAUUUUUAUGGAUAAACCUAUCUGAACCUCAUUAAACCUCAUUGAAAUUAA
Molecule: messenger RNA, 2136 nt
Organism: Anguilla rostrata (American eel)
Lineage: Eukaryota; Metazoa; Chordata; Actinopteri; Anguilliformes; Anguillidae
Gene: fpgt
Product: fucose-1-phosphate guanylyltransferase
Exons: 4
Coding region: 76-1854 (592 amino acids)
Molecular function (GO): transferase activity, transferring phosphorus-containing groups
Source: RefSeq, a predicted model, not a curated record